This is a messenger RNA of Doryrhamphus excisus (bluestripe pipefish), 982 nucleotides long. RefSeq names its product zinc ribbon domain containing 2 (gene znrd2). Lineage: Eukaryota; Metazoa; Chordata; Actinopteri; Syngnathiformes; Syngnathidae. The record is from RefSeq and is a predicted model, not a curated record.
GGGGGCAGCAGCGCGCCUGAGAAGGUCCCCUCCUGCCAAGCGAAGAAAAUAAUUGACGUCAUCACGCUGUACGCGCGGCGCCGCAGCUGCAACAUGUCGCUAAAUGGAGAGGAGGAAGACUUCGAGUGGGAACCCCCCACGGAUGCCGAGAUGAAGGUGAUCCAGGCUCGCAGGGAGAGACAGGACCAGAUCAGCAAAGUGAUGGGAGACUACCUGCUCAAAGGCUACAAGAUGCUGGGGGAGUGCUGUGACUUGUGUGGGACUAUUUUGCUACAGGAUCGCAGACAGAAAAACUAUUGUGUCUCGUGUCAGGAGCUGGACUCUGACAUUGACAAGGACAACCCUGCCCUCAAUGCGCAGGCGGCGUUGUCUCAGGUCAGAGAACGACGUCUGGCGGCCCAGUCUCCAGCACCGUCCGAUCCACCCGAGGUCAACGGAGACGCCGGUGGUGGCAAUGUUGGAGGCUCAGUCCCUCAACCCAGACCGGAGCACUGUGAGGGGGCGGCGGCUGGGGGGAGAGCCCUGCCUCCCCCACCUGUCACUCCUUCCCCGGCGGUUCCCGUCACUGUCGUCCCCUCCUCCGCCACCGUCCCCUUGGUCACGGGCCGGCCAGCACCGCCGCCCAGCGUGGCACUGCGUCCUGUGCUGCAGGAUGCCGAGGAAGCGGUUAUGACCAAACUGCGCUGGGCCAGCAGCCAGCUGCAAAGCGCCACCUCCUUGGAGUCCAGCAUCCAGCUUUGCAAUCUGAUCUCCAGUUGUGCCAACUCCCUUCGCAGCCUCAAGGAGCUCAGCCAGUGAGCGUCCCUUCCUGGGAAUUGUGCGCGCACCUUCCUACCUGGGAAAGCUGACUGACUGUUGAAUUGGUGAAAGGAUUCCAAGGUGUGUUUUUUUUCAACUUGUAACUUAUUUUCUACUCUCCUUGUCACAUCUGGCCAUUAAAAUGAUUCCAAUGAGGUCUCCAUGGCAACCACAGCUGGUCUUU